AUGGCGGAGGGCGGGCACGGCGCAGAGCAUGAAGAGGAACAGCCUCAAUUUACAGAUGAUCCUCAGUCAAAAGAAGAUCCUGAAUCAAAAGAAGAAUCAGUGCCUUUGGAAGCAGAAAUUUCUAUGGAAAAACUUUUUUCUGCCCCUGCACCCCAAUAUCUGCCACCUGUACUUGGGGAAACUCCCCCUGGAGAACCCCCUGAUCCAAAAAAAUGUUCUCCUCGAGAAUUCUUGGAGUUUUACAUCUUCCCAGUGCUCCUGCCAGGACUGGCUGCACUUCUGCAUGAAGUAGAGAAGGAGAAGUGUUUAGAGGAAAAAAGAACCAAAUUUAUUCCCACUGAUUUCCUAACUGAAUGGUUAUACAACAAUAAUCCAAAGAGGAAAGAUGAGUCAUUCACAGAAUUGUUUUCCAUUCCUUUUGUUAAGGACUGGCUAAAGGACCAUCCUAGACCACCAGUUCCUCUGUCUCUGCUUCUAUCAGAAGAAGAAGCAAGCAUACUAAUCCAGUCCUUCUGGAGAGGUUAUCGGGUUCGUUGUGAUAGCGAAAUACAAGAGCUCCGUCAGUGGCAAAAGAAGCUGAGAGAGGAGAGGUACAUUCAUGAGGUGGUGAGAAAAUUCUGGGCUAAACAAGAAGCCAAAGUGGGAAGCAAAUCAGAAGAGCUGGACUAACGUACACAAAAUCCUUCAUCAUCUC
This is a messenger RNA of Camarhynchus parvulus, 694 nucleotides long. RefSeq names its product IQ motif containing K (gene IQCK). Gene Ontology annotation, molecular function: protein binding. The transcript has 9 exons. Bases 1 to 669 code for a protein of 222 amino acids. The record is from RefSeq and is a predicted model, not a curated record. NCBI's taxonomy places the organism in Eukaryota, Metazoa, Chordata, Aves, Passeriformes, Thraupidae.